AUGUCAUAAAUCACUACUAUUUACAAAUUCGGUUCCAACAGCCUAGAUAUUUACCUUUUAGUAAUUGGCUUGAACUGAGAUUGCAGAUUACUUAAAAUGUCUGCAUCAGAUUUAAAACAUACUUUGAGGAAAUUUGAAUUUCCAGCAUGUGCUAAAGAAGCGCUUAUUAAGAUUGAGCAAUUAUUAGUAGGCCGGGCGGCACCGACUAGUAAACAACUCGACAUAGCAAUGGACAUAAUAUCAGAGUUCGUAUUUUGUGAAACCGAUCGUAGAAGUAACCCACGUCGAGGUCUCAAUCCUCUUCAGGAAUUACAACUUAUUGAUAUUAUAUGCGAUUAUUUAUGCGCUUGUACAAAUGAUACAACUAAAAAUACAAUAUUCCUAUCUUUAUUCGGGGGCAAAGAGAGUCAGCGAAAAUUAAAAAUUCUUAGUAUUCUAGCAAGUAUGGCAGUAUCGGCAUCUAGUACACCAGUUCUACUGGCUGUAGGUGUCUGGCUCCAACAAAUGGGUUGUUCAUCUUCCCAAUCCCUACAACUGGCAGAGAAUAUUGUUAGGGAUCACUUCUACCUGAACACAUCCAAUCAGAAUGUUUUAAAGACACUAGCAACAGAUGCUCCUCAGUUUGUAUCCAAUUUUAUAACUGCUGUUACCGAGUUAUAUCUACAUGACAUACAGAAACCCAAAAAAAUGCCUCCAAAGAAUCUCUUGGAAGUAAUUACUUCUUGGGUUUAUACAAAUCCCUCUCUCUGUAUGUCGGCACAACUCAAUCCGGCUGCCCUGCCUAUCGGCUCCAUUCCAAUGGCUGCCGUUACUCCUCUGGCUGGAUUAAUACACUGGUGUGCACUUGCACCACUUUAUGUGGAUGAAGAUUUCAUUCCAGAUAUUGACACCGAUCCUAUUCCUAUCAAGAAAAUCAAACUUGAAGAAGAAAAACAUACAAUUGUAAAGUCAGUUACUAGUAAAUCUCUCUCCGAGACAGAGUUGUAUAUAAAAUUGCACCUCGGAGUCUUACAUAGCUUGCGUGCUGGCAAGAGAACGCACGGUCCACCUACAGCAGUAAAUGCACAGCAUCUUGUGGCUCUGACUCCAAUAGUGCAGGCCUAUGCACAUAAUUUAAUAAAAUGUGGAGUUAAAUUUCAGUCCGACAAUAGGUUACAGGACUGUUUAGAUCGAAUUGGCCAGGCCGUUCAAGUAGCACUUGCAAAUGGAUGUGUGUAUGGAAACAUAAACAAUCUCCUUGCCGCCCUGAAUUCUUUACCAGAGAACAGAUUGCUCUGCAUCAUCAUAAAGAGCCAUCACCAAUCUAUUUGACAGGUGCUCUGACAUUAGAGAAAACAUAGAUCAAAUUGAGAAUUACGGUAACCGCUGAAGGUUUGGUUGACACAUGUGGAGGAACUUUGGUGAUGUUAAUUCAUCAUAUUGUUAUUUUUUCGCCUUGUCAUUAGCCAGAAUCGUGUUAAAUUUUUAGUUUAUGUGUGAUUACUGCCCUAUUAUAACCUUGUUGUAAGUAUUAAUCUGCUUUGGUUUGUGUAUUAUUUUGUAAUUUUUUAUAUCUACGGUAGCAAAAAAUGGGUGGAGAUCCUCUUCCAUUACCACCAGAUCUUAUGAAUAUCAAUUUACUGCUAUCCUCUCCAAUCAUUCUUGAAACGCUAAAGUUAUCACCUAAGCGUCAUGGUGAUGAGGAUUCUUCAACCCUCAGCCAGCCUCUAAUAAACAAUUAUUAAUCAAUUAUAUAGGAUUCGUUUCCCAGCCGCCAGAGGUGCAAGGGAAACUAAGAAACUUACUUAUAUGUAUAUUAUAUAUGUUACAUAAUUAAAACUUAAAUCCUAUACCUAAGACUUCAUGAUUGCCCCGAAGUUGGGAUUGCAAUGCAAUUACAUUGCUUGUGCUGUAUCGUCAAUAUUCUGGUUAAGGAGGCCAGGUGGUCGUUUCGGGAAGUCAGCAUCGUCGCUCGUAAUGUGAUAUUUUGUCUAUACAACGAUGUUGUCAAGGCGACACCCGUCUAAUUUUAAAUAUGUUCGUGUACGUAACAAAUCCCUCCUCUCCUUCCAUUCAAUCGUUGUAUACCCAUCCAUACCUUCAAAAUGGUUCCUUAUUUGACUCCGAUAUUGAUAAAGGCGCCUACAUUGUACAUGUCUCACAGGAAAUCCAAGACCCUGCAUCUCCCAUUUCCAUUAGACCCAUAACCAUCGGUAAAUUUUUAUAUACUCAUAAAAUCAAUAAUAUCGUAAAAGAUGGUAUAAUCAGUGUAGGUCGGAACAGAAUCUCUGUACAAUUUACAUCGGCCCAAGCAUCUAACAGUUUCCUGAGUAAUAAAAUAAAGAAUUGUGUAAAUAAAUGAUUUUUAUCCCCAGUAUGAUGAUGUAAAUGUCUCAGCUCUCUAACCAUAGCCUAUCUUUGGCAGUUUACAAUUGCCAAGCAGUUACUCUCUAUAAAGCUGCUUCAAAACAUUCAGAGAAAACUGAUGGAAGCUUUAAGCAUUAUCUAGGGUGCAAUGACAUGAACUUUUCCUCUUAAUAUCCAUCAUCAGCUGCAUUGUGACAGAUUUAUUGGUAGAAUGCUUCAGUUGUCUUCUCAUCUGUUCUUAACCAUCUAUACCUUCUUUCCCAACUGCACAACUUCCAUCAAUUAAACCCCUUGUAUCAAAUAGCUAUCUAAAAUUUGUAUCACUAUCUCGCCCUCCUGUAACUCUCUCUUAUUUGAUCACUGCCUUAUCACAGGUCAUCAUCAUUUAAUAAAAGGCUCCUUUGAUACUGACAAAAAAAAAUCCUCCAUAUUUUCUCAAAAGUGAUCAAACCACAUUUUAAUCCUCACAGAUGCAUCUAAGACAUACCCUUAGGAUGUGUAGGGGUGGAUGCUGGUUUGCUAAAUUUAAGGUAGUGUUACAAUUUAAAUGUUUUCCUCAAUUUUCAGUAUUUUCUGGAGAGGCCAUCACCAUCUUUAAGGCUAUUCUCUACAUGAAGUCCUGGACAGACCCAAGUCUUUUAGAAGCAGUAGUAUAGUAUACUUAACAUAACAUAGUGUUCAAUUUUUAUUAGUUAUUUUGUACAUGCUGUAUAAAGAUCAGAGAUUUAUCAAUUAGUUCUUAUAUUAAAUAAUGUUAUGGUUAAAAGACAGUGUAAUUUGUAAAAAGUAUAUUAAAAUGGUUUAAAUCUU
Messenger RNA from Danaus plexippus (monarch butterfly), 3156 nucleotides. RefSeq names its product integrator complex subunit 15. Bases 97 to 1311 code for a protein of 404 amino acids. The record is from RefSeq and is a predicted model, not a curated record. The transcript is spliced from 6 exons. NCBI's taxonomy places the organism in Eukaryota, Metazoa, Arthropoda, Insecta, Lepidoptera, Nymphalidae.